AUGAUCAACGCCGUGCUCGUCUUCAAUAACAACGGCCAGCCCCGCCUGACCAGAUUCUACACGCAAAUCGACACAUUAACGAAACAAUCCCUGAUCGCCCAAAUAUAUGACCUCGUCGCCGAGCGUCCCCCAACAGCCUGCAACUUCCUUCCCCUGCCUCCCAUCCUCGCUCGCGGUGCCAGCUCCGAAAGCACCGGCCCCUCCGAUGCGCCAGCCCAGAUCACCUACCGUACAUAUGCAACUCUAUCAUUCAUCAUGAUCUCAACGUCUACAGAGUCACCGUUGGCACUUAUCGACCUCAUCCAGGUCUUUGUCGAGGCACUCGACCGCAUCUUCGAGAACGUGUGCGAGCUGGAUCUCAUUUUUGGGUUUGAAACGAUGCAUGCGGUAUUGAGUGAGAUGAUUGUUGGAGGUGUCGUGGUUGAAACGAAUAUCGAUAAGAUUGUCACGGGGGUGCAGAGUCAGGAAGGGAAUCUGGGGAAGCGGAAGGCUAUACAGGCGGCUAGCUCUGGGGUCGGAAGGGGUGGAUUAGCUGGGCUUGCAGCUUGGCGGUGA
Molecule: messenger RNA, 555 nt
Organism: Aspergillus puulaauensis
Lineage: Eukaryota; Fungi; Ascomycota; Eurotiomycetes; Eurotiales; Aspergillaceae
Gene: APS3
Product: putative AP-3 adaptor complex subunit sigma
Exons: 2
Coding region: 1-555 (184 amino acids)
Biological process (GO): protein transport; vesicle-mediated transport
Cellular component (GO): intracellular membrane-bounded organelle
Source: RefSeq, a predicted model, not a curated record